Molecule: messenger RNA, 190 nt
Organism: Rhizopus microsporus ATCC 52813
Lineage: Eukaryota; Fungi; Mucoromycota; Mucoromycetes; Mucorales; Rhizopodaceae
Exons: 1
Source: RefSeq, a predicted model, not a curated record
GAAAUGGAGUGUCAUAUGCAGACAACACAAGAACACUUUGCGGCGAGAAUCGUGUCUUCCAUUGAUGCAUCCUUCUUUAUUCUCGGCCUACAUAAGCAUCAGAGUAGUCGUGGAGUUAUUUUUAUCUCUACAACAUUCCCCGGUAUGGAUGAGAGACGUCAGCUUAAAAAAAAAGAAAAGCUCGUUGACU